Molecule: messenger RNA, 1214 nt
Organism: Xenia sp. Carnegie-2017
Lineage: Eukaryota; Metazoa; Cnidaria; Anthozoa; Malacalcyonacea; Xeniidae
Exons: 3
Coding region: 63-1028 (321 amino acids)
Molecular function (GO): protein binding
Source: RefSeq, a predicted model, not a curated record
GAAUUCUGUGCAUCUUUCCAGACAGACGUGCUGAGAGCAACUUUAUACUUCACUGAAAAAUAAUGGCACAUUCUUAUAAAGAAAUAAUUUUGCUUUUUCUUCUACAGACGUUACUUAUCGAUGUCUCCUUGUGCAACAUCGUGAAACGAAAAGCGCCCGAUGGAAAACUUUAUGUAUUUUCGAAAAGAGAGGGAUGUGUUUCCGUACAAAGUGCAAGUCCUUGUACAUUGAACUGGACAUUGAAUACGUACAUCGCCAAAGUUUACCAACAGCGAAACGACAUCGUUUCACAAGCACUCAAUUUCUAUCGCCAAACAGGUUAUUUAUUUCCAUGUAUAAAUGCUCUUAAAGAAGCCUUAUGUUCACAAGUGACCCCAAGAUGUUCAGAAAGCGAUUACAGUCGAAAUUAUGGUGAUGUCAACAGGCUGUGUAACAAAGUUUACUCUCGUUGUCCUUCAACACUCGUCGAUAGUUUGAUGAAGAACAACUUUUGCCCAAAGUUAAUAAAAGGGAAACGUUCAAACAGUCGAUGUGUUGCAAAUAAUGCAUACGUUAGAGGUGUUUGUCCACAGCCAAUGUUUAAGAUGCCAGCGGAGUUCCUUGACGAUUAUCAAAGAAGGUCUCUCACAUAUCAAACGUCAGUUUUGCGCAAAGCCCGAUACAGCAAUGGAAAAAGAAUUCUUUCAGAUGUUUGUGUUUCACAAAUAGCUGAAAUCCAUUGUGAAGCAACAUACUGUUCAGCAGACGAAACUGAGCUCUUGAUAAAACUGGAUAAACACGAUUGCCAUCAAGUAAUCCAUGACUGUCUUGACAAACCAAUCCGUACAUUGUCACACUCGUCUAAUUGGAGGAUUUUGAACACCGUGAGAAAUCAACAACGAUCGUGGUGUGACACCUAUCCUUCGUCUUCGUCCGACCUGAGACCAGAACCCCCCCGGAUUGCCACAUACUCCUCAUCAGGUCAUAGAUGUAAUGGAUUCUUGUCUAUCGUCAUAUUUUCACUCUUGAAUUUGUUUUUAAUGCCUUAAGCUAGAAGCAGCAAAUUGUGGACUUUUUGAAUACUUAUAUACAUGUAGAGAAAAAAAGAUGCUCGCAUAUAAACAGACAUACAUCGUUUUUCAUGUAAGAACACUAUAUCUUGGUUUCCAAUGUUUCCAUUCGUAAUGAACUAUAAGCUUAUAAUUAAUAACUCAAAUUUUUUGAACGUGGUAAAA